AUGACUUCUUCAUCUUCUGUGCCACCUGCGUCGAGUGCAUCGGCUGGAGGACCGUCUUUGAGCUCCCAUCCACCAUCCUCAUCCACACCGUCACCGACCCAGCCACCCCCCUCAUCUUCCGCCCCACGCAGCUCUUCUCUCUCGCCAUCUUCAUCACAUGCCUCCAGUAUAAGCAGCUUGUCACCGUCUUCUUCCCGUGUCUCGUCAACAACGACACCAUCUUCCCGCUCGCCUUCUCCUGCUCUAACCAGCGACACUUCGAUUCCUGCCAUUUCUUCCCCCACAUCAUCCUCGAUCGAAGCGACCUCUUCCAACAACAACAAUCGUGUCUUAAUUGGCGCUGUAGUCGGCUCAGUCGGCGGGGUUAUCCUUCUUGGCGCCCUUAUCCUGUUAUUUGUUCGCCGCCGUCGCCGAAAACGUGAUGUCAGCCAAUUCCUGAUGCAAGAACGGUCUAAUUACACCGACGAGGAGGAGGGCAAGACAGACUCGCCACGUGGCUGGCCCCGGCCCAGCACCAGCUCCCCGCUCGUGCCAGGCACACCAGGGACACCGAAUUCGGCGGCAGGCUGGGCUGGCCAGCCAACGAGCGCCCUGGCGGCUAAUUAUAGCAGCAAGGCACCGCAUUAUACCGUGCGGGGACAUUCGGCAACCAACUCGACAACAACUCCCAACAUUGCUGGGUUUGGCGCAGACCAAGCUUGGCAGGAGGCGCGAUACGCGCAUGUCGACCCCGCUCCCCUCCCCGCCAUUGGUGUCGUCCCCCCAACACCGAAUCCUGGCUCGGAAACCACCAAUGCCAACGCGAGCGCCAAUCCGCGCAACUCGACUGCAUCCACUGUCUCCUCCGUCUACUCUUCCGCCUCCAACCACCGUCAGAGCCAGCAGUCGGCCUAUGGAUAUGCCUUCAGCGGGGAAAACGACGAGAGCUACUCCCACGCGCCGCCGGGUGUCCAGCCUAAAUCCACCCACCCGCUCCAGCCCCCGGGCCGGUCGGAUACGAUGUCGACCGUUGAGGAACGGACAAGCCCUUCAGCGGAUUGGACAAGACUACCGUUACCGUGA
Mycena indigotica is the source of this 1062-nucleotide messenger RNA. RefSeq lists its product as uncharacterized. The record is from RefSeq and is a predicted model, not a curated record. Bases 1 to 1062 code for a protein of 353 amino acids. NCBI's taxonomy places the organism in Eukaryota, Fungi, Basidiomycota, Agaricomycetes, Agaricales, Mycenaceae. The transcript is spliced from 4 exons.